Messenger RNA from Gasterosteus aculeatus aculeatus (three-spined stickleback), 1001 nucleotides. The record is from RefSeq and is a predicted model, not a curated record. Lineage: Eukaryota; Metazoa; Chordata; Actinopteri; Perciformes; Gasterosteidae.
GUCUCCCCAAAUCCCCCCGAAGGAGCAGCGAUCUGCAGAGAGGGGAGAGCGGGAGGAGCGAGAGGACCUCCGUCAUCAUGCUGGACACGCUCACCUUCCUCCUGGAGAAGCUCUUCCUCCUCGCGCACGUCAAGCUGACCAGCCCGCCGCCGCGCGGCAGGGAGCCGCCGCCCGCCUGCCGCGAGCGGGAGGAAUCCCCGCCGCGGCCCGUGGGACCGGAGCACCGGUUCCUCCGGGGAGACCUGCUGGAGGUCCCGCGCACGCUCUUCACGCACUUCGGCAUCUACCUGGGCGACGGCCGCGUCGCGCACCUGAUCCCGGACGUCCUCAGCGGUGACGGGCGGCGCGUCCCGGAGACGGUGACCAACACGCGCCUGGUGCUCGGCGUGCUCUCCAAGCGCGCCAGCGUGCGCGUGGACCCGGUGGAGGACUUCGCGUACGGCGCCGGGAUCCUGCUGAACGCCGCGGACGCGCGCCGCAGCGCGCUCCCCGGGGAGGAGGCGGCGCGCCGCGCGGAGCGGCUCGUGGGCUCCGUGUCCUACAGCCUGCUGUGGAACAACUGCGAGCACUUCGUCACGCACUGCCGCUACGGGAGCGCGCAGAGCCUGCAGACCGACAAGGUGAGGGGUCUCACGCGCGUGCGUGGAGGUGGCAGCACUUCACGCCGGAGGCGUGAGGGGCACGCGCACGGGGUGUUUAGUGGACACGCGAGUCCAUCGGGAGGGGGUGCGCGGGCGCGCGUGUUGCCUGUCUGUGUGCGUGUGCGUGUAGUGGGGGGGAGUUUUACUUUGAAGGAGUGAAAUCCAAAAGAAAUGAGAAGGUGAAGAAAACUAAAUAUCACUGAAUGUAAAAAGGAAAGUGACGGAAUGAUUAGAAACAGAAACAGACUCAACUACUAAAAGGCACAGAAACAAAAGCCUUCAGUGCGACGCUCCUCAGGAGGAAAAGUGGGUCAAUCUUUGGAAAAGUCCCGAGAACAAGAGCUGCUUUGAGAGGAGGAG